This is a messenger RNA of Cannabis sativa, 1382 nucleotides long. RefSeq names its product CRIB domain-containing protein RIC6. The record is from RefSeq and is a predicted model, not a curated record. The coding region runs from base 340 to 1101 and encodes 253 amino acids. Lineage: Eukaryota; Viridiplantae; Streptophyta; Magnoliopsida; Rosales; Cannabaceae. The transcript has 3 exons.
ACAAAGCAUAGCCAUUAGAUUGACGAAAUAAACGAUUACUCAUCUUUAAUUAAUUAAACACCCUUUUCUUUCUCUCUUCAUAACCUUUUUUCUUUCUUCUCUCUAUUUUCCCAGAAAAAAUAAAAUAAAAUUGAAAAAAAAAAGGUGAAUUAAUGCACACAAAAUAUUUCAGUGCAUGAGAAUUCAGAAGAUUCUGAAUUUUUCAUGAUCAACCAAUACUCUAACAAUUUAUAAAUUUAUUAUUACAAAAUGAGUUAUCACUAAGAGAGAGAUUAUUUUGAUUAUUAUUAUUAUUAUUGUUGUUUUUUUAAUUUUCCAUUACAUCUUUUUUAUAUACAUAUGUAUAUAAAAAUGUCUAACAACAACAAUAAGAUGAAGGGCUUGUUGAAAGGCUUAAGAUACAUCUCUCAAAUAUUUGAUAAUGAAAAAGAACCAGAAAUGCAGAUAGGUUUUCCAACUGAUGUGAAGCAUGUGGCCCAUAUAGGCUGGGAUGGUCCCUCUGUAAAUUCUCCCAGCUGGAUGAACGAGUUCAAAUCACCCACUGCUUUCGCCAACGGACCAUUAAGUCUCACCAGCGGCGAAGAUCCUAAUCGGAGAACUACACGUCUACCAAAUUCUCCGGCUAGAGACUUACCUGAAUUGCCAAAAUCAUCAAGAUCGCGUCAUACAUCCACGGCGACAGCGGCUGGAAUCGGCGCCGACUCUCCGACGAGAGAAAAAACGGAGAAGACGAAGCACAGAAGAUCUUCAAAAAAUACAACGGAUAGUCCGAGACGAUCCUCUGAUUCGAGUUUAGCGAUUGAUUCUCCGGUGAGAAACUCGCCCGAUAUUCCCAAAAAAACUCGCCGGAAGAAAUCUAAAGAAUCUAAUCCCGGCGUCGGUGGAGUAAGUGGAUCGUCGAGGUUAAGAUCAUCAAAAACACGUGCUAAUAAUAAUGAUAAUGCGGAUCAAUUCAUGUCUGCUUUUUCGGAUCCGGGUCCCGGGUCGGGUUCGGUAUCCGUACCCGAUUUAAUAUCCAAAGCUAAGGAGAAAAGUGAUCGUAAUAAUCGACAAAAGCCAAAAUGUCAUGAAUCGGAAGAUAUUAAAGGGUUAAUUACAUGAGUAAAAACACUCUUUUACUCUCUCUUUCUCUUGAAAUAUAUUUUGUGUGUUUUUUAAUUGGUAGAUUUUAGAAAUUUCAUUUUGUAAAAAAAAAAAGUGAAGAAGAUGAAGAGAAUGGUUUCUUUGAUUAAUAAUAAUCAAAGUCUUGUAUUGUUAACAUUUUUUUACUUUCUAAUUUUUUUUUCUUAAUCUUAUGGUAGAAUAUGUGGAGAUUCAAAUUUUAUGUUUACCAACAAUGAAUAUAAACAAGAAUUACUAUGUAUGUUGUUGGAGACCAUAAA